AUGGCCGACGCCAUCUUGAGCCCGCGCGGGAAGCGCCCCGUCGUGGCGCCUGCGAAGCGCCAGGAAGACGUUGCCAAGGAGCUCGUCGAGCAAGAGAUCGAGCUGCUCGGCUGCGGCCGCUUCCACGUCCGCAUGGCAUGGUACGUCCGCACUGCCUCAUGCUCGCAUGCCCACGCCGCGUGUAGCGUUCUCGGCCUUGGCAACGCGGCCGACGCCGUCGAGAUCCUCUCGAUGGGCUACAUCCUCGGGUCCUACCCCGAGCCCAUGACGGGCUGGGAGUCGAGCCUCGUGUCGUCGUCUGUCUUUGUCGGUAUGCUCAUCGGUGGCAUCGUCGGCACGGUCCUCGGCGACCAGUACGGCCGUCGCGUGCUCAUGCUCGCGUCGCUGGCGCUCAACGGCUGUUCGGGCCUCUGCGCCGCGUUCAGCCCGACGUUGAGCUACAUGGUCUUCUUCCGCCUCCUCGCUGGCGUCGGGAUUGGUGGUAUUGCGCCGAUGCUGUUUGCUGUCUGCCUUGAGCACGUGCCGCAGUCGGCGCGCGGCAAGUACAUUACCAUCAUCUCGGCGUUCUGGAUGGUGGGCUCGAUCUUCACUGCGUGCUUGGCGUGGACGAUGCUCGGAUGCUACUGGGGCACGGACGACCGCAUCCUGGACGUCUCGUGGCGCACGUUCAGCGCGACAGCGAGCAUCCCGGCCUUCAUCGCGUGCGGCCUCACGUACGCCUACGUACCCGAGAGCCCGCGGUACCUCGUCGCCAAGGGCUACCUCAAGGAGGCGUCCGAGACACUCGCCUACAUCUACGCUGUGAACGGCUCGUCGCGCAUGCCGGCCUUCCUGGGCCCGGACGACGACCGGCUCAGUGUCGACGAGGUCUCGGCGUCGCACCAGCUGCAGACGCGUCGGGACUCGCUCACGUGGUACGACCGGUGGAGUCUGCUCUUGACGACGCCCGCGCCGUCGUCGAGCUUUGAUUUGCGCUUUACGACCUUGCUGCUGCUCGUAUCAACCUUUUGCCUCAGCUUUGGCUCGUAUGGUAUCUCGACCUGGAUCACGCGCGUGUUUCAGUCGACAAACGUGCACAACCCGUACGCCAACGACAUUUUGUACGCGUCGGCCGCGCUGCCCGGCAACCUCAUUGGGCUGUUCCUCGUCGACUCGUGGGGCCGCCGGCCUCUCUUUGCAGCGUCGCUCUUCCUCUCGGCGACCUGCGGCUUUGUGUUUUCGCUCAACAGCUCGGCCCACGAAGGCUUCAUCGUGGCCAUCUGCUGCCUCUUCCAAGCCGGCACGACCAUGGCCUGGAUCGGCUACGAUGUCAUGUCGGCCGAAGUGUACCCGCUCAACAUGCGCGUCUCGGCGCUUUGCUUUUUGAGCUCGACCGGUCGCCUCGGCGCGACCUUCGCGCAGCUCGUGAACGGCCUCCUCAUGGGCCCGCCGGCGCACAUUGAAGCGCUGCUGCUGGUGACGACGACAGUCAUGGCGAUCGGUGGCAUCGCCGUGCUCUUCCUCCCCGAGACCGAGUACUUUGACGAGCCCAACGAUUUGCCGCAGCGGCAGACCGAGACGCACCCGCUCUUGGCGUAGUAGUGACAUUUGGUAGGAAUACAUGUAUGAUGAAGAGGAA
Saprolegnia parasitica CBS 223.65 is the source of this 1618-nucleotide messenger RNA. RefSeq lists its product as hypothetical. The record is from RefSeq and is a predicted model, not a curated record. Gene Ontology annotation, molecular function: transmembrane transporter activity. Gene Ontology annotation, biological process: transmembrane transport. NCBI's taxonomy places the organism in Eukaryota, Oomycota, Saprolegniomycetes, Saprolegniales, Saprolegniaceae. The transcript is spliced from 9 exons. Bases 1 to 1578 code for a protein of 525 amino acids. Gene Ontology annotation, cellular component: membrane.